Molecule: messenger RNA, 638 nt
Organism: Colletotrichum destructivum
Lineage: Eukaryota; Fungi; Ascomycota; Sordariomycetes; Glomerellales; Glomerellaceae
Product: Putative LysM domain-containing protein
Exons: 1
Coding region: 82-330 (82 amino acids)
Source: RefSeq, a predicted model, not a curated record
CUUCAUCCUGCCAGACCAGACAACUCUUACAGCUCCACACUCAUUUAAUCCAGCCUUCUCAAAAAUUUCAUCGCCUUCACAAUGCGGUCCGCCUCCAUCCUCGUCGCCCUCGCCGCCCUCGCCGGCAUGACCGCCGCCAAGCGCGACUGCAGAAGAGACAAAGCCAACCCCGGCCUGGGCUGGUACUGGAUCGUCCAGGGCGACACCCUCAACGACAUCGCGAAGGACCUGGACACCAGUGUGCAGAAGAUCGUAGACCUGAACGACUUCAUCACGAACCCAGACUCCAUCCCGUCCUGGAAGACCAUCGUCGUUCCCUGCAAGCCUUAGGCGGCGGGACACAACUGAGCGACUGUUUACGGGCACACGGUGAUACCAGCGGGACCGACCCAACCCAACUACGAAAUGCUGGAGAUUUGGAUGCCGAACCCAAGUCGGAGGAAAGGCGUUGGAUCAUCGUUCUGAAAGUGCUCUCAACUUCGAAGGAUAUGAGACGGACGUUUCAAUGUUUCCCGAGGACCGUUACUAUUGACGAAAUACUUAAUCUGGCUGAAACGGCCUUCCUAAUUUAUAAACUCACGUUUCGUGGCCGAACCACGGAGACGUUUGCUCUUGAACCUGUGCAACCCAGAUACAUC